Messenger RNA from Tyto alba (common barn owl), 1097 nucleotides. RefSeq names its product cell division cycle associated 3 (gene CDCA3). Lineage: Eukaryota; Metazoa; Chordata; Aves; Strigiformes; Tytonidae. The coding region runs from base 80 to 838 and encodes 252 amino acids. The transcript is spliced from 5 exons. The record is from RefSeq and is a predicted model, not a curated record.
GCCGCCCGGCGCGCGGGAGAUUUGAACCUCGGCGGCGGUUGGGGCCGGGGAGCGGGGCGGCGGUUCGGCGCUCUCCGCCAUGGGGGUCUCUGGUAGCGCCCCGGCUACCCCUGCCGCUCUCCGCAACAAGCACCUGGCGCACGUCAGCGACCCCCGCUCCCCUAGCGCCGGCAUUCUGCGCACCCCGAUUGAGGUGGUGAGCUCCCCGGCCGGCAGCCCUCAGCCCGGCCCCGCCGAGCCGGCGGCGGGUACCUGCCAGGACCGGGACCCGCGCUCGCCCACGCCCGGCAUCUCCCGCACGCCUAUGAGAGCCGCAUCGAGCGACAGCGUGGACCUCUUGGUGAAGCGGCUCAGGGAGGCCUUCGGGGCUGGCGCCGCGCCCCGGGAACCGGCGCCGCCGGGACCGGCCUGCCCCGCCGAGGAGCCGGCAGCUGAGCAGCCGGCCUGGCGAAACUCCCCGCCCGCGGGCGGCCCGGAGGCGGCCGCCGCCUCGGGGGAAGGGUCGGAAAGGCCGCUGUCUCCCGACGCGGCCCCGGCUCGGCUAACCCGCGUUGCCGGGCCCGGCUUCUCCUCGGGGAGCAAGCCUGUAAGGCGCAAGACCAACAACAAAAUCAUGACAACAUCUGGUGGAAGUGGUCGCUCUCCCCUCAGCAUCCUACAGGACGACAAUUCCCCCAGUGCUCCUGCCCCUCGCCAGGGUAAGAGGCAUGUAUUGGGAGAGAAUCUUGGGGAAAAGAAGGAAGUGACAGUGGAUCUGAGCAGGAGCUUCAAAUCUGGGAACUGUUCUUGGAGUGACUUGAACAAAGAGAACCAACAGCGUCCUUAUGUGGAAAACUAGAGGUUUCCUUUUCCAGGAUCUUAUUGCAAUUUGCUUCUAUGCUUUGAGAGUCUUCUGGGGGUGAGAAAUUCUGCAAUAGACUGAAACUCCAGACUUGUGGUCACUCUUUUCACCUAUCCCUGUUGGGGAAAGAGCGUUAUCUUUCUCCCCUGUUUUUGCAUGUCUUACAGUACAGACUCUGGCUCUUCUAUUGUAUAUCAGCUGUAUUGACUUACUGUAGAGUUCUUAUCUGUGGCAAAUAAAUUUGUAUUAAACUUUU